Molecule: messenger RNA, 2106 nt
Organism: Condylura cristata (star-nosed mole)
Lineage: Eukaryota; Metazoa; Chordata; Mammalia; Eulipotyphla; Talpidae
Gene: CYS1
Product: cystin 1
Exons: 2
Coding region: 11-451 (146 amino acids)
Source: RefSeq, a predicted model, not a curated record
GCUGCUUCCCAUGCUACAGGGCGGCAGGGCAGUGCCCUCAUGUUGCCUCCCCCCCCCCACGCCGGCGUGGGGGGGGGCAGAGGGACCGGCCGCAGGACACCUCCCAGCUCCAUCCCUCCGCCUUGGGCGGACUGGGCCCUGUCUGGGGCAGACGAGCUCUGUGCCUGAUCUAUGCCUGAGAGCCUCUCUCUUGUCCCCCAAGGUGCCCCCAGCACAGAGUGUGGAAGCCCCCGGGGCAGGCAGCAGCGAGUCGCGAGCCGCGGGCAGCCACCAGCAGGGGCCAGAGAGGCAGCUGGCCAUCUCCUACGACUACGCCGAGGAGGAGCUGAUGGCCAGCAUCGAGCGGGAGUACUGCCCCGAGGCCAGUGGCGUGGCAGCGGAGGCCCUCCCGCCACCCACCAGGCUGGGGGACUGCACCCCCGCUCCUGCCCCGCACCCCAUGCAGAGCUGAGUCACCGCCAACGGUGACUCCUGGGUCUUUCAAAGCCGUCUUCUCUAGCCCACACGUGGGCAGCCUUGACGGGGGCGGGCUGCGGCCUUGCCCCUCCUGGAGAGCCAGGCAGGGCAGCGGCGUCCCAGGCGCCUGAGGCCUGUCUGCAGGGACCUUGGUGAAGCGCGUGCCUGACCUCCGGGAAGCCCUUACUCCACCUGACCACAGAAGGCUUCGCAGCUGAGUAUGGCCCUGACCAGUCGCCUCGGGGCCUCUGACGCAUCCCCCGGUGCUGCCGGACGCUUCUGUCACCAAGAGUGAGCGCAGAUGUACUCCCCAGAGGCGGAGGGGGGCCCCACAGUUCUGCACAGGAAGCCCUGGGAGACAGGCGCUCUGAGAUACCGAUACAGGUCUGACUGGGUAGGUCGGGGCCGGGCCUGGAGCCCGCAUUUCCCACCAGCCCCUGGGCAGUCACAGGCGAGGACCACGGCCGAGGCUGAGCGUCUGCCCCGUCCUGCCAGCUGCCGGAGGCUGCAUGCAGCCUGCGUGCUGUAGGCGGGGGCCUGGGCUGGGCUCCUGAGACCUGCUUUGGACUCACGGUCCUUCUCUGCCCCUCCCGAGUCAGCCCAGAGGCGCUGAUCUGUGGUCAUAUCCCAGGCUUUGAGCAACCUGGUGCGUGCCUCCCCCCCCACCCCCAGAACUGCCUCCCCCACUGAGGACGAACCUCCAAGGGGGUCUGCUGAGGGGGCGGCCGGUCUGUGGUUAGAGCUGACAAAUACCCAGUAGGGCCUUUUACCCUCCGCCCCACCGCAGGAAGGGGGCACACUGCCACCAGGGGAGGCGCCUGACAGGCGGGAGAGCCCACUGGCAAGGAAGGCCGUGCCACGGGCUCCUGUGGGCGAGCUUAGCCAGGCCCAGGAGGCCGGGCCAGGCCAGGAGGCCAGGUAGCCAGGAGGCCAGGAGGCCAGGAGGCCAGGAGGCCAGGAGGCCAGGAGGCCAGGAGGCCAGGAGGCAGGCCUUCUGGCUCAGGCAUGGGAAAGUGACCUCGGUGCUCCCAGGCCAGUCAGUCUCUGCUUGUCUCACACUCUCUCACGGACACAGCGCCCACCCCUCCCCCAGGAGAGCAGCCGCUGUCUGCUGCAGGACAUGACACCCUGGUGACGCACGGGGGUGGCGGUGGGGGCGGCGCUCGGCCUGCCAGGCCACAGGCCGCUGCCAUCACGGCAAGCGGGCGCUUCCCUAAGCCUCAUUGCUCGACCACAGUGCCUCUGUGCAGACGCCCAGGAGCCGGGGAACUUGUACUGACGUCAGCGGAUGGACUCAGGGAGCCGCUCAGACUCCCGGGGGGAUGGCUCAGAACCUCCAGAGGUGGGCAGGGCCAUUUCCCGCCCAGCCCAAGCCACUGCUCUCGCGGGAAAGAAAGAGCAUCCCUUGCGGGCUGCCGCAGCACCGGGCUCUGUGAGGGAGGCUGUGCUUCCGCCGCGGACUUGGCUUGCAUUGACCACGCGGCUCGUGCGCGAUUCACAUCGCUGUUUUACCAGAGUGGAGCAUGCUUGGCUGCUUUCCCAGAGAAGUCCUUAACAAAGCUGCUAAUGAGAUACAAGUGUUAAAAGGAUAGAGCUGUCCCUUGCGUAGAUGGGUUGGUGUUCAUGUCAAGAUUAAAGAAGAGGCAUCGA